AUGGCAGAAGUGGAACCUUAUCCUUUGCAUCGUGCUGCAUUCUUAAAUGAUGCGCAAACAAUCGCACUACUGAUUAAAGAUGGCGCAGAUUUAUGCAAGCAGGAUCUGCAGGGCAAUACGGCAUUGCAUAUUUCAACAAUGCUUGGACACAAAGAAGCAACAUCCGUUUUGCUUGCUCAUAAUGCUCCUGUGAAAGUGAAAAAUAGAGAUGGGUGGAAUAGUUUAAUGGAAGCCGUUAGCUAUGGUGAUCGUCAAAUAAUCACGGCAAUGUUGAGGAAAUUAAAAGCUCAGUCGCGGGAAAAUAUGAUUGCUCGAAAACCUCACUUACUGAAAAUGCUAUCUGAAUUUGGCGACUUUUAUUUGGAACUGAAAUGGGAUUUCCAGAGUUGGAUUCCUUUCCUUUCCAAGGUGCUUCCCUCUGAUGUCUGUAAAAUAUAUAAGCGUGGGACUAACUUAAGGCUAGACACAACACUGGUUAAUUUUAAUGAUCGAUCAUGGGAACGUGGCAAUAUAUCUUUCAUUUUCACUUCUGAUCCAGAUCGUCCAAAAAAUACGCUUUUAAUUUUAGAUCAUGAGACUAAGGUCUUCCAACGCAUAAGGCAUGAAGAAUCGGAAGCUGAGUUGGAUGAAGAAAUAGAUGUAUUAAUGUCUUCUGAUAUAAUUAGUGCUCAAAUGUCUAUGAAACCGAUAAUGUUUGAAAGAACUAUGAGUGGUUGGAUUUUUAAGCACGAAAAAUUAGAACAGGUAGGAGAUUAUGAUGCUAUAUAUUACAAUGUUGCUGGUAUGUCGUUGGUUACUCGUAAAAGGAGGGAACAUUUAACAGCGGAUGAUAUUAAGAAGAAUAAGGCUUUCAUGCAGAAUCUUGCUGUUGGAUCCUUGAUGGCAGAGGAUGAAUUCAUAAGUCUGCAACAUCGAAAAAGUUUGCCACCGCCAGGAAAGGUAUCAGUUACAUGGGAAGAGUAUAUUGGUGCUGCUCCUGGUCUCGCUCCUCAGUUGGGACGAGUUCAAGUUAUCAAACAAAAUACUAAGAAUUUCAAAGCUCUUGUAGCCAUGUCCGAAGAUUUUCCUUUGUCAAUAAACGUUUUGCUGGAUAUCCUUGAAAUUGUUGCUCCCUUCAAACAUUUAGAUAAACUAAGAAAUUUCUGCAAAGUACGGUUACCGCCUGGUUUUCCAGUUCGUGUUGAAAUUCCUCUUCUACCAACAAUAUCAGCCAAAGUGACAUUCCAGAAAUUUGUGUUCCGCAAUGAUUUAACUUUGCGAAUGUUUAAAGUACCGAAAUCUUACCGUGAGGAUCCUAAUCGUUUUCCGGAACUUUAA
Messenger RNA from Thelazia callipaeda (thelaziosis nematode), 1317 nucleotides. The record is from the annotation of a GenBank genome assembly. NCBI's taxonomy places the organism in Eukaryota, Metazoa, Nematoda, Chromadorea, Rhabditida, Thelaziidae.